Messenger RNA from Mesorhabditis belari, 402 nucleotides. Lineage: Eukaryota; Metazoa; Nematoda; Chromadorea; Rhabditida; Rhabditidae. The record is from the annotation of a GenBank genome assembly.
AUGAACUCUUGCUUGGUUUUGUUGGCUUUGUUGGGCGUCUCGUUGGCGAUGAUGUUGCCACCGUAUUACAAUGGACGUUUCGAGGGGCACCAUGGACAUCAUCACGGAUUCGAACCCGAAUAUCAGAGGUUUGGACAUCACAAUCGCUUCCGUCGCCAGUACUUUGGUGGAAUGGGUGGAGGACGAGGAGGAUUUGGAGGAGGAUGGGGUGGAAUGGGCGGUGGAAUGGGCGGAGGAAUGGGCAGAGGGAUGGGCGGAGGGAUGAACAACUUGGGAAUGAUGGCAGCCCAGAUGGGCGGUCAAUUCCCGGGCGUCGUGCAGUCCAACUCCAACAGUUGGGGCUCGUUCAAAUCCGAGCGCCAAGGCGGCUUCAACAACCAGGAACAAUCGCUGAUCAUGGGC